Carassius auratus (goldfish) is the source of this 7442-nucleotide messenger RNA. Its product is annotated as mucin-2. The transcript has 4 exons. Bases 91 to 7170 code for a protein of 2359 amino acids. The record is from RefSeq and is a predicted model, not a curated record. Lineage: Eukaryota; Metazoa; Chordata; Actinopteri; Cypriniformes; Cyprinidae.
AUGAUUGUAGAUCCUUAAGCUUGCAUUAGUCAUGUUAGGUUGCUUCUCAGAAAUCAUUUUACAUUAGGCUUAGUAGCUAAAGCUUGAAAGAUGUUUCAGUUUAUUAUAUUUAUUGGAUUGGCUUUACUGAUUGGUAAAUCAAUACCAACAGCAGCUGAAGCUACAUCUACAACUGUGACAGAAUCACCAACUACACCAGCAUCUACAUCUGAAUCAAUAACAACAGCUGAAUCAACAACAACUGAAACUACAUCGACAACUCUAACAGUAACACCAACUACGCCAGCAUCUACAUCUGAAUCAACUACAACAGCUGAACCAGCAACAACUAUAACUACAUCUACAACUCUAACAGAAACAUCAACUACGCCAGCAUCUACAUCUGAAUCAACUACAACAGCUGAAUCAACAACAACUGAAACUUUAUCUACAACUCUAACAGAAUCACCAACUACGCCAGCAUCUACAUCUGAAUCAACUACAACAGCUGAACCAACAACAACUGUAACUACAUCUACAACUCUAACAGAAACACCAACUACACCAGCAUCUACAUCUGAAUCAACAACAACAGCUGAAUCAACAACUGAAACUAAAUCUACAACUCUAACAGAAACAGCAACUACGCCAGCAUCUACAUCUGAAUCAACUAAAACAGCUGAGCCAAUGACAACUGUAACUACAUCUACAACUGUAACAGAAACACCAACUACGCCAGCAUCUACAUCUGAAUCAACUAAAACAGCUGAACCAACGACAACUGUAACUACAUCUACAUCUACACCUGUAACAGAAACACCAACUACGCCAGCAUCUACAUCUGAAUCAACAACAACAGUUGAAACUUCAUCUACAACUGUAACAGAAUCACCAACUACACCAGCAUCUACAUCUGAAUCAACAACAACUGAAACUACAUCUACAACUCUAACAGUAACACCAACUACGCCAGCAUCUAUUUCUGAAUCAACAACAACUGAAACUACAUCUAUAACUCUAACAGUAACACCAACUACACCAGCAUCUACAUCUGAAUCAACAACAACUAAAACUACAUCUACAACUCUAACAGUAAGACCAACUACACCAGCAUCUAUUUCUGAAUCAACAACAACUGAAACUACAUCUAUAACUCUAACAGUAACACCAACUAGGCCAGCAUCUACAUCUGAAUCAACAACAACAGCUGAAUCAACAACAACUGAAACUACAUCUACAACUCUAACAGAAACACCAACUACGCCAGCAUCUACAUCUGUAUCAACUACAACAGCCGAUCCAACAACUGAAACUACAUCUACAACUGUAACAGAAACACCAACUACGCCAGCAUCUACAUCUGAAUCAACUACAACAGCAGAACCAACAGCAACUGAAACUACAUCUACAACUGUAACAGAAACACCAACUACGCCAGCAUCUACAUCUGAAUCAACAAAAACAGUUGAAUCAACAACAACUGAAACUACAUCUACAACUGUAACAGAAACACCAACUACGCCAGCAUCUACAUCUGUAUCAACUACAACAGCCGAUCCAACAACUGAAACUACAUCUACAACUGUAACAGAAACACCAACUACGCCAGCAUCUACAUCUGAAUCAACUACAACAGCAGAACCAACAGCAACUGAAACUACAUCUACAACUGUAACAGUAACCCCAACUACGCCAGCAUCUACAUCUGAAUCAACUACAACAGCUGAACCAACAACUGAAACUACAUCUACAACUGUAACAGAAACACAAACUACGCCAGCAUCUACAUCUGAAUCAACUACAACAGCUAAAUCAACAACAACUGAAACUACACCUACAACUCUAACAGAAACACCAACUACGUCAGCAUCUACAUCUGAAUCAACUAUAACAGCUGAAUCAACAACAACUGUAACUACAUCUACAACUGUAACAGAAACACCAACUACGCCAGCAUCUACAUCUGAACCAACUAAAACAGCUGAACCAACGACAACUGUAACUACACCUACAACUGUAACAGAAACACCAACUACGCCAGCAUCGACAUCUGAAUCAACAACAACAGUUGAAACUUCAUCUACAACUGUAAAAGAAACACCAACUACAACAGCAUCUACAUCUGAAUCAACAACAACUGAAACUACAUCUACAACUCUAACAGUAACACCAACUACGCCAGCAUCUACUUCUGAAUCAACUACAACAUCUGAACUAACAACUGAAACUACAUCUACAACUGUAACAGAAACACCAACUUUGCCAGCAUCUACAUCUGAAUCAACAACAACAGCUAAAUCAACAACAACUGAAACUACAUCUAUAACUCUAACAGUAACACCAACUAGGCCAGCAUCUACAGCUGGACCAACGACAACUGUAACUACAUCUACAACUGUAACAGAAACACCAACUACGCCAGCAUCUACAUCUGAAUCAACAACAUUUGAAAUGUCAUCUACAACUGUAACACGCCAGACGCAAGCAUCUAUUUCUGAAUCAACUACAACAGCUGAACCAACAACUGAAACUACAUCUACAACUGUAACAGAAUCACCAACUACACCAGCAUCUACAUCUGAAUCAACAACAACAGCUGAAUCAACAACAACUGAAACUACAUCUACAACUCUAACAGUAACGCCAACUACGCCAGCAUCUACAUCUGAAUCAACUACAACAGCUGAACCAACAGCAACUGAAACUACAUCUACAACUGUAACAGAAACACCAACUACGCCAGCAUCUACAUCUGAAUCAACAAAAACAGUUGAAUCAACAACAACUGAAACUACAUCUACAACUGUAACAGAAACACCAACUACGCCAGCAUCUACAUCUGUAUCAACUACAACAGCCGAUCCAACAACUGAAACUACAUCUACAACUGUAACAGAAACACCAACUACGCCAGCAUCUACAUCUGAAUCAACUACAACAGCAGAACCAACAGCAACUGAAACUACAUCUACAACUGUAACAGUAACCCCAACUACGCCAGCAUCUACAUCUGAAUCAACUACAACAGCUGAACCAACAACUGAAACUACAUCUACAACUGUAACAGAAACACAAACUACGCCAGCAUCUACAUCUGAAUCAACUACAACAGCUAAAUCAACAACAACUGAAACUACACCUACAACUCUAACAGAAACACCAACUACGUCAGCAUCUACAUCUGAAUCAACUACAACAGCUGAAUCAACAACAACUGUAACUACAUCUACAACUGUAACAGAAACACCAACUACGCCAGCAUCUACAUCUGAACCAACUAAAACAGCUGAACCAACGACAACUGUAACUACACCUACAACUGUAACAGAAACACCAACUACGCCAGCAUCGACAUCUGAAUCAACAACCACAGUUGAAACUUCAUCUACAACUGUAAAAGAAACACCAACUACAACAGCAUCUACAUCUGAAUCAACAACAACUGAAACUACAUCUACAACUCUAACAGUAACACCAACUACGCCAGCAUCUACUUCUGAAUCAACUACAACAUCUGAACUAACAACUGAAACUACAUCUACAACUGUAACAGAAACACCAACUUUGCCAGCAUCUACAUCUGAAUCAACAACAACUGAAACUACAUCUAUAACUCUAACAGUAACACCAACUAGGCCAGCAUCUACAGCUGGACCAAAGACAACUGUAACUACAUCUACAACUGUAACAGAAACACCAACUACGCCAGCAUCUACAUCUGAAUCAACAACAUUUGAAAUGUCAUCUACAACUGUAACACGCCAGACGCAAGCAUCUAUUUCUGAAUCAACUACAACAGCUGAACCAACAACUGAAACUACAUCUACAACUGUAACAGAAUCACCAACUACACCAGCAUCUACAUCUGAAUCAACAACAACAGCUGAAUCAACAACAACUGAAACUACAUCUACAACUCUAACAGUAACGCCAACUAUGCCAGCAUCUACAUCUGAAUCAACUACAACAGCUGAACCAACAUCAACUGUAACUUCAUCUACAACUCUAACAGAAUCACCAACUACGCCAGCAUUUACGUCUGAAUCAACUACAACAGCUGAACCAACAACAACUGUAACUACAUCUACAACUCUAACAGAAAUACCAACUACACCAGCAUCUACAUCUGAAUCAACAACAACAGCUGAAUCAACAACAACUGAAACUACAUCUACAACUCUAACAGAAACACCAACUAUGUCAGCAUCUACAUCUGAAUCAACUAUAACAGCUGAACCAACAACUGAAACUACAUCUACAACUGUAACAGAAUCACCAACUACACCAGCAUCUACAUCUGAAUCAACAACAACAGCUGAAUCAACAACAACUGAAACUACAUCUACAACUCUAACAGUAACGCCAACUACGCCAGCAUCUACAUCUGAAUCAACUACAACAGCUGAACCAACAACAACUGUAACUUCAUCUACAACUGUAACAGAAUCACCAACUACGCCAGCAUUUAUGUCUGAAUCAACUACAACAGCUGAACCAACAACAACUGUAACUACAUCUACAACUCUAACAGAAAUACCAACUACACCAGCAUCUACAUCUGAAUCAACAACAACAGCUGAAUCAACAACAACUGAAACUACAUCUACAACUCUAACAGAAACACCAACUAUGUCAGCAUCUACAUCUGAAUCAACUAUAACAGCUGAACCAACGACAACUGUAACUACAUCUACAACUUUAACAGAAAGACCAACUACGCCAGCAUCUACAUCUGAAUCAACAACCACAGUUGAAAUUUCAUCUACAACUGUAACAGAAUCACCAACUACACCAGCAUCUACAUCUGAAUCAACAACAACUGAAACUACAUCUACAACUCUAACAGUAACACCAACUACACCAGCAUCUAUUUCUGAAUCAACUACAACAGCUGAACCAACAACUGAAACUACAUCUACAACUGUAACAGAAUCACCAACUACGCCAGCAUCUAUAUCUGAAUCAACUAAAACAGCUGAACCAACGACAACUGUAACUACAUCUACAUCUACAACUGUAACAGAAACACCAACUACGCCAGCAUCUACAUCCGAAUCAACAACAACAGUUGAAAUUUCAUCUACAACUGUAACAGAAUCACCAACUACACCAGCAUCUAUAUCUGAAUCAACUACAACAGCUGAACCAGCAACAACUGUAACUACAUCUCCAACUGUAACAGACACACCAACUAUGCCAGCAUCUAAAUCUGAAUCAACAGCAACAGCUAAAUCAACAACAACUGAAACUACACCUACAACUCUAACAGAAACACCAACUACACCAGCAUCUACAUCUGAAUCAACUACAACAGCUGAAUCAACAACAACUGAAACUUCAUCUACAAAUCUAACAGAAACACCAACUACACCAGCAUCUAUAUAUGAAUCAACUACAACAGGUGAAACUUUAUCUACAACUCUAACAGAAUCACCAACUACGCCAGCAUCUACAUCUGAAUCAACUACAACAGCUGAACCAACAACAACUGUAACUACAUCUACAACUCUAAAAGAAACACCAACUACGCCAGCAUCUACAUCUGAAUCAACUAAAACAGCUGAACCAACGACAACUGUAACUACAUCUACAACUGUAACAGAAACACCAACUACGCCAGCAUCUACAUCCGAAUUAACAACAACAGUUGAAAUUUCAUCUACAACUGUAACAGAAACACCAACUAUGCCAGCAUCUACAUCUGAAUCAACUACAACAGCUGAUCCAACAACAAUUGAAACUACAUCUACAACUCUAACAGAAACACCAACUACGCCAGCAUCUACAUCUGAAUCAACUACAACAGCUGAAUCAACAACAAUUGAAACUACAUCUACAACUCUAACAGAAACACCAACUACGCCAGUAUCUACAUAUGAAUCAACUACAACAGCUGAAUCAACAACAACAUCUACAACUCUAACAGAAACACCAACUACGCCAGCAUCUACAUAUAUAUCAACUACAACAGCUCAAUCAACAACAACUGAAACUAUAUCUACAACUCUAACAGAAACACCAACAACGCCAGCAUCUACAUAUAUAUCAACUACAACAGCUGAUCCAACAACAAUUGAAACUACAUCUACAACUCUAACAGAAACACCAACUAUGCCAGCAUCUACAUAUAAAUCAACUACAACAGCUGAACCAACAACAACUGAAAUUACAUCUACAACUGUACCAGUAACACCAACUACGCCAGCAUCUACAUCUGAAUCAACUACAACAGCUGAAUCAACAACAACUGAAACUACAUCUACAACUCUAACAGAAACACCAACUACGCCAGCAUCUACGUCUGAAUCAACAACAACAGCUGAAUCAACAACUGAAAAUAUAUUUACAACUCUAACAGAAACACCAACUACGCCAGCAUCUACAUCUGAAUCAACUACAACAGCUGAAUCAACAACAACUGAAACUACAUCUACAACUCCAACAGAAACACCAACUACGCCAGCAUCUACAUAUAAAUCAACUACAACAGCUGAACCAACAACAACUGAAAUUACAUCUACAACUCCAACAGAAACACCAACUACGCCAGCAUCUACAUAUAAAUCAACUACAACAGCUGAACCAACAACAACUGAAACUACAUCUACAACUGUAACAGAAACACCAACUAUGCCAGCAUCUACUUCUGAAUCAACUACAACAGCUGAUCCAACAACAAUUGAAACUACAUCUACAACUGUAACAAUAACAUCAACCUCACCGGUGACAUCCGAAUCAACAACAACAGCCAGAACAACAAUAACAUCUGUAACCAAAUCUACAGCUGUAAUAGGAACAUCAACUAUGCCAGCAUCUACAUCUGAAUCAACAACAACAGCAGCAGAACCAACAACAACUGAAACUACAUCUACAAUGGUAACAGAAACACCAACUACAUCAGCUGCAGUGAUAUCAUCUGCAUUAACAUCCACAACUCGAAAAGAAACACCAGCAUCUACCUCUGAAGUCACAAUAACUCAACCAACCAAUCAGUCAACACCCUCAUCUCCAGAAGCUGCCCUGCAAAAUACGACAGCAGUUGCAUAUGUAACUUUCAAAAUAAGAUCCUUUGUUGAGCUGAGCGAUGACAAAAUCAUUACAUAUAUUGAAAAGUUCUUCGAUCACUUACACACAAACAGUAGUGGGACCAUCAGGAUUACUGUGAAGAAAUCCAAAACAUUGUUGACCUAAGGAUCUGACAUGUAAAACUGCAAAAUUCUACAAAAAUCUAAGAAUGAAUAUGCCACUAUGAAAAUGUAUAUAUUAUUAUUAUUAUGAUUUAGGUGACACAUUUGUUUCCCUCAUCUCAAACAAUCUCUUGAGCUGUGUUGUGUAAUAUAUAAUAUUUUGUGGAUGUUAUUUAAUUUCUGCACCUUUCAGUGUGAUUAAAAAAAUCUAUAUAACAUUUCAAAGUUGUGGCAUGUCAGAAUUAGUAGCAUUCGUCUUAUACUAGCUUUAUAACU